Messenger RNA from Cooperia oncophora, 297 nucleotides. NCBI's taxonomy places the organism in Eukaryota, Metazoa, Nematoda, Chromadorea, Rhabditida, Trichostrongylidae. The record is from the annotation of a GenBank genome assembly.
AUGGGCAAACCGGAGGAAGCUCUGACCGACUUGAAUCAAGCCAUCUCACUGAGCAACGGUGUUGGAAGAAGUGCUUGCCAAGCAUUUGUACAGCGAGCUAUGAUUCACAGGCUACGAGGUGACGACGACUCAGCCAGGGCCGAUUUUCAAAAAGCUUCGGAACUUGGAUCGUCAUUCGCCAAGAUGCAAAUGGUCGCCCUCAAUCCAUAUGCCGCCAUGUGCAACAAAAUGCUAAGCGAAGUGUUCGAGCAAUCUCAAGCAAGGAAAACCGACCGAUCAAUAAACCUGACAGCAUAA